AUGGGCGCUGGAGGAUCGCACGCGGCAGCCGAGAUGCAGCAGUGGAUGGGCGAGCGCAACAUCGAGUUCGACAUCAUCCCCAAGGGUGCUCACCACAAGCAACAGUUGGCCAAGUACCACAUGCAGUUCCCCGACGACUCGCUGAAGACGGCCCUGGGGAUGACGGCCAGCCAGCGGAGCGGGCUGAGGAACGUCAACGGUUUCUCUCGGGCGAUGCUAGCGUUUGGCGCGCAGCCCGAGAUACCUGGGGCGUUGAGCGACGAGAACUUCGGCUUCGCCGAGCAGUCCGCGCUGACCCGAAGGGCGAGGGAUUGCGAGAUCGGCGAGCGGGCGUGCUACUGGAGGCCGCGCAAGGACAGGGAGAUGGAGAAGUGCCACUGGCACGGGCCGGCGCUGGUCGCGGCCGUGGAGGCUAAGUCUAACGAAGACGAGGUGCUACAUGCAGGCGUGGCCUGGCUGACGCACGGGCGCGCCAUGCGCAGAUGCAGCUUGGGGCAGCUACGACCCGAGCUAGCGUCGGAGACGAGGAGGGGGCGAGAGGCGAAGCCUGGCGACCCGCGCUGCCCGCUCAGCACCACGAAGAAUCUACAAGAGAUGCUCAAACAAACCAAGGGGACGUUCAACUUCCAGGACCUGCGAGAGGAGGGCGACAAGCCAGAGUACGACGAAACUGUGGACGACAUGGGCCUGCCCCCUACUGUCGCCGCUCGCGCGGAGACGGAUCAGGAGGCUGGACGACCAGAGGACGCCGCGCCAGCCACCCCUGCCGCGGAGGAGCAGUCGCCCGACAGCUUCAUGCCCGACUCGCCAGAGGAGCCGCCGACAGCACCUGUUGACGCCCAUGCGGAAGCGCCAGCUGCGGCCUCGCCGGCAAGUGAGCCGACCAGGGCCUACAUCGAGCAGUUGGCCAAACGCAGCGUGGAGGCGAACGACCGUUUGGACGGGUUGCCGAAUAAGAAGGCGCGGCUCACCUGGAAGGCGUCAGAGGCCAAGGCCGAGGGCGCGAAGUUCAUGGAGGCCAGGCUCUCACCCGAGGAAAAGAAGCAGUUCCAGGAGACGAAGUGGGAAUCCCUUGAGGUCUUCCGUAAGAACGAGGGGUGGGGGCCCAUUAACGAGUCCGAGGUCGACCCAGCCGCUUGCUGCCCGCUACGGUUCCUGCUGAAGUGGAAGCUGAGGGAUGGCCAGCACGUGGCCAGAGCGAGAGUUCUGCACCAGGGCGUGAAGCAUCGCGGCGUGGUCGAGGGGCAGCUCGACAACGAGGCGCCGACCCUGAGCCGCCUCGGCCGACGCGCCAUCAUGCUGUGGGCGACAGUGCGUCAGUGGAAGUUGUUUUCCGCCGACGUGAAGUCAGCGUUCCUUCAAGCUGACAACGUGGAGUCCCGCGGAUUGAAGCUGCACGCCACACGUACCAUGGAGACGCGUGAGAUAUUGUCACAGCAGGUCGGACUGGAACUUGGACAGUUGCUGAAGAUGAUCCAGCCAUGCUUCGGAGACCCGCGGUCGCCUAAGCUGUGGCACUACCUCUCCGACGAAGUCACCAAUGAGAUUGGGUUCAAGAACCAUUGGCUCGAGGACUGCUUGUUACUCAGCUUGAGGACCGCGAAGGCCAGUGACGACCCGCUCGACAUCUGCGUGAUCGACGGCCAGCACUGCGUGGUGGACGGCCUGACCGGGAAGCACGUGGACGACUUCUUGGGAUGCGGGAAUAAUGUGAACACGGAGGACGAUCUGCACGCGCCCGUGGACGACCCCGAGUCGUUCAAGGCCAGGCUCGCUCUACUUAACCAGAAGCUCAAUUUCGGCAAGUGGGACUUCGGGCAUGAGCUGACGUUGACGGGUGGCGAGCUGGAGCAGAACAAGUACUUGCACACGGUCAAACCGAUCUCCAUCGACAAGUCCACUGCACUGAAGGAGUUGACGAGUUCCAUGACGCUGACUGGACAGUUGCAGUGGCCAGCCGCGCAGGGCAUCAUUAUUGCAGCCGCCACCGCGUCGUUUCGCGCUGCUGCGACGGGCAACGCCACCGUGCAAGACAUGAUCGACGCGAACAAGGACCUGCGAGUCCUGAAGGCCAAUGCGGGCGUCGGAUUGUACUUCAGCUUCGACAAGCAAUGGAGCGCUAUGAGGAUUGGAGCUUACUCGGAUGUUAGCUGGGCGAGCUGGCCUGACGGGAGCUCACAGGGUAGUUACCAUAUCUUCAUCGGGCCUGCCGAAGAGCUUGAGGCAGGCACACCUGCACCGAUCGUGGCUAUGGAAUGGGCUUCGAAGAAGUUGCAACGCCUGUGCAGGAGUUCGCUGUCAGCCGAGGCUCAGGCCGCCGCGCCGGGCGUGGGCUCGCUCGUGUGGGUGGAGAUCUACGUGGCGCUGAGCUUACGGCCCGACCUGACGGGCGACGAGGCCAUGACGUACUUCGAGCAGUCCCCUUUCAUCACGGACGCCAAGUGUCUCCAUGACGCUUCGCAGUCAGUUACCGCGGGAUUGGGCAUCACCGAGAAGCGUACUGCCAUCGAGGUCAGGAUCGUGAACGAACAGAUGAAGGAGAUUGACGCGAUCUGGAGAUGGGUGAACACCCAGCAGCAGCUGGCCGAUGGGCUUACCAAGCUCAGCAGUUGCCAGACGCUAGCGGACAUACUACGACGUGGAGUACAUGCGCUGAAGUACGACCCGAACUUCGCGGCGGCGAAGAAGCUGAGCAAAAGGCAGGUGGAGCUGCGCGAGCAAGAGCUGGAGCAAGCCGGCGACGAGCAUGCGGGCAACACCGAGACUACGGAACAGCCGAAGCAGAGAGCGCGCCGUGGACACUACGGAGCGAGCGGGAGGAGGCUAGCAGCUACUCUAGCCGCAGGCGCCGCUUCAGGGAGCCAGGGACGCGACGCGCGCACCCUGGUGGAUCUGGGCGGAGGCGCGUGGGACCUCCUGACGUUUCUCGUGUUUGUGAUCGUGCUAUCGCCGGGCAUCGGUCUAGCGAUCGUCUAUUGCAUGGGGAGAAAGGUUGGCGCAAGGCUGCCCCAGCGGAAGAUGGAGAGCCCCAUGGACACGGUACUGCAACCACGAGGUGGAGCUACGAGUGACGAAGAAGAAGACGAAGACGCAAAGGGCACGGACAGUGCCUCACCGAAGAUGGGAACGAGCAGUGAAAUGACAAAGACGACUAUGAGGUCUACCAUCCCCGGAGAUGCGCCGACGCGCGGACCGACGGUGACGUCCGCAACCCGAAGGCGCCCAGUGACGACAGCCAAGCAGCCCGACGUGUACAUCAGCACGUACGGCGAGACACACCAUCUGACGAGCACAUGCGCUGGGUUGCGGGGCGCGAAGAAUGCGACGAGGUACGAGAUUUGCAGGUUCUGCAACGAGGAUGGGCCGCCCACGAGCGGCAAGUGA
Messenger RNA from Prorocentrum cordatum, 3384 nucleotides. NCBI's taxonomy places the organism in Eukaryota, Dinophyceae, Prorocentrales, Prorocentraceae. The record is from the annotation of a GenBank genome assembly.